AUGCUCCCGGGUCCGAGCCUCCCGCGGCGGCGGCCCCGCCGGCCCCCGCAACCUCCUCCUCAACUGCUCUGGCAGAUGAACGCCGAGGUCUCCCCGCAGCCGUCGCCGCCUUGCCUCUGGAUGGUGCCAAGCUCCGGGGGGCUUCUGCGGCUGGCAGCUGGGGUUGUGCCCCCGCCGCUACUGCUGCCCUCACCCCCGCAGCCGCCGCCACCACUGCUUCCUGGGGUCCCCAGUUGGCAGGUGCCCUGUGAGCCCUCCUUUCUACCGCUGGUACCUGUGCCCUCAGCGGCGGCCGAUCCCCCAGCGCCUCAGUACCCCUUGCUGAACGAGCAGUGGAUGUUUGGAGCUCAGUCACCUGUGAUAGGAUUCUCUCCCUCUUCUAAUGUGGACUUGAUCCCUAUUUUCCCCCAUGUAUACACUUCUGCUCUUCCACCUCCUGUAGGGAAAAGUUGGCUAGACAAGAGGAUGCCCAACUGUAAGAUAUAUUUAAAUAACACAUUUGCUCUGGACUCUACUUGGAUACAUCCUGAGGAAACAAGAUUGUUUCAUGUACAUGAAAAGCCACAUUUAAUGACAAACCAGGUGGCCGUGGCUGUAUCUAGGCCAACCCCUGCCUCCAGGCAUCUCCCCACAGUGGUGUUAUCACCUCAGCCUAUACCAGUGGGAUGUCCAAAUGGCCUUAAGCAAGUUGGCAGUCAUCCAGCCAUUGCCAUCACAUCAACAGCCAUGGUCUCUGUAGAGCCCGAAGGGCUUCGGGGACCUUCAGCUUCCGCUGUGCAGCCAUGCCAUUUGCUGACACUGGCACCCAUCAAAAUCCCCCUGCUGACAGCCCCCUUCUCAGGAUCUACAUCUCAGCUGGAGAGCUGCCUCAUGCCUCUUCUACCUGCUCAGGUCACAAGAGUCACUGCUGUGUCUACACCUGCAAUGACAUUUAUGACUGCCAAUCUAAUGGAACAGGCAUCGCCAGAUAAAGGCAAAGAGCCUGGAAGAUCCUCUUGUACCCCAACGCUGAUAUUACACACAGAGAGACAGCUUCAAGCCCAAGACCACGAGGACAAGGACUCUUCUCUGCUAAUACAUGGAGAUGAGAGCUCACCCAGAGGCAAUAAACCGGUGGCAUCCACACCUGUCCCAGGAUCACCUUGGUGUGUAGUCUGGACUGGUGAUGACCGAGUUUUCUUCUUCAACCCAACAAUGCACCUCUCUGUAUGGGAAAAACCAAUGGACUUGAAGAACCGAGGAGAUCUCAACAGAAUCAUCGAGGACCCACCACAUAAGCGCAAGCUGGACGCUUCAGCAACAGAUAAAAGUGAUGGAUCUGAGACAGAAGAUGAGAGUGACGACCAGAACAUGAAAACAAAGAGAAAUAAACUUGAAGGUCCUCAGAGCAUCGAGCUAGAGAAGACUGAAAAGGAAGAUCAAGCCCAGAACACUCCUCCACCUCUUCCUCCACAUCAGAUCCUACUUCCAUUGGAAGAGCGAGCCACCCACUUCCGAGACAUGCUUCUGGAAAGAGGGGUGUCAGCAUUCUCCACUUGGGAAAAGGAACUGCACAAAAUUGUAUUUGACCCACGCUACCUGCUCCUCAACUCUGAUGAGCGCAAACAGAUAUUUGAACAGUUUGUCAAAACCAGAAUAAAGGAAGAAUAUAAGGAAAAGAAAAGUAAGUUACUACUGGCCAAAGAGGAAUUCAGAAAACUCCUGGAGGAGUCCAAGCUGUCUCCCAAAACAACAUUCAAAGAGUUUGCUGAAAAAUAUGGUCGAGAUCAGAGGUUCAGACUUGUGCAGAAGAAGAAGGACCAAGAACAUUUUUUCAACCAGUUUAUAAUGCUCCUUAAAAAGAGAGACAAAGAAAACAGAAUCAGGCUCCGCAAAAUGAGAUAA
This is a messenger RNA of Trichosurus vulpecula (common brushtail), 1884 nucleotides long. RefSeq names its product transcription elongation regulator 1 like (gene TCERG1L). NCBI's taxonomy places the organism in Eukaryota, Metazoa, Chordata, Mammalia, Diprotodontia, Phalangeridae. Gene Ontology annotation, cellular component: nucleus. Gene Ontology annotation, molecular function: transcription coregulator activity; RNA polymerase binding. Bases 1 to 1884 code for a protein of 627 amino acids. The record is from RefSeq and is a predicted model, not a curated record. The transcript is spliced from 13 exons.